GACUGUUAUCACUUUUUACAGUAAUUACUCAUAAACAGUCAAACUUUUAUGGCAAGUUACAGUACAGAACUGGAGUUCCAGAGCCUCCUACCCUCAUGGCUACAGUAAGAACGUUACGGAUUUCUCUUGUCUGUCUCUUCUGUCUCAUGUUCAUUGCUGGGUUUGCUUACAGGUCUCUAAGGAUGACUCUUCAUUCUGCCUCCAGUGGGUUUUAUUUGUUGCACUCAGCCCCACAUAAUAAUUCUUCCCCUGCUUCCAUGGAGCUGGAACUUCAGGACCUGAUGAAGGUGAUUGAGUGGCCUGAGCCUCCAGGUCCCAUAGAUUAUAAUUUCUCCACCAGUCCAUUUAAAACAGAGUUCCACAUGCCAUUUCCACGUGCCACAUAUUAUGUUGGAGAGUAUGUGGAAUUUCUCAUCACAGCACGAGACCACCAUGGUCGACUAAAAACAUAUGGAGGGGAUUAUUUCCAGGCCAAGCUGCACUCCCCAAAGCUGAAAGCAGGAGUCACCGGCUCAGUCACAGACCAUAGAAACGGCACCUACACGGCCUCCUUCUUGCUGCUCUGGCCGGGACAAGUGGAGAUCUCCAUAAGACUUGUCCAUUCCAGUGAGGCCAUAGCCAUCCUCAAAGACAAGAGGGAGACCCGUCCUGACAAGGUCUAUUUCUAUGGAUUCUUUGAUGGAACCAAUGAGACAAUGGAAUGCAAUGUAGAACUGGCAGGACCCGAUAUCUGUAAAUAUCUGGACGCACAGACUGGAGAGUCAUGGUUCUGCAAGAAGCCAAAACAGAUUCCCUGCAAUGCAUAUAAGGGACAUUCAGCGGGACAAUCCCAAGACAUUCUCACUCAAAAAGAAGCAUCAUUCCUAAAUAAGUCUGUAAAGGAGAAGCUGAUUUCAUCCAAAGUUGGAACAUUUAUGGUGUCACCAAAAAACAACACAAAUGAUAGGGGAAUUUGCUCCUCAGGGCUUCCAAACCCAAACCCUUCUGGGUUCUACUACCAGGACUUCUGGCAGUCUCGUGUCUGCAGGAAUAGAGCUUUCCCUACCCCUUCUAACGUUACCAAAUGUCUAUCCGGGAAGAUUAUUUAUAUGUUUGGGGACUCAACAACUUAUCAGUGGUGGAAUUUUCUGUUGGAUUUGAUACCAUCCCUACAGAGACAAGAACUCCACAUGAAGUAUCCAGCCCCACAGUUGGCGAUAGACCCAGAAAAUGAAUUUGCAGUGCAAUGGCAGGCCCACCAGAGACCAUUGACCAUGAAGUAUUCUGAUAAGGAAGAGUUGCAUUACAUUGCCAAUGAACUGGACAGGAUAGGAGGAGCAAAAGAAGGGCUGGUGAUUGUUAUAAACUGCAUGGCCCAUUUCAUCUCAUUGCCUAUCAGAUUUUAUAUCAAAAGACUCCGUUCCAUUCGGGAAUCUGUGCUCCGGUUGAUAAAACGGAGUCCAUUAGCUAAAGUCUCCAUAAAGUCUGGUAACACCGGAUACUUGUAUAUCCAUGGUAGUGAUUGGCUGUCCCUUCAGUUAGACACAGUAAUGAGAGCCAUGUUCUCUGGACUGCCCGUUACUAUACUGGAUGCUUGGCAGAUGACUUCUUGCCAUUAUGAACCCCAUCACCUGCACCCUGGACCAGUCAUUGUAAAGAAUGAGAUUGAUUUAAUGCUCUCUUUCAUUUGUCCAAAAUAACACUGCACAAUGUCCGCAGCAGCCAAUGCAAGUAGUCAAAGCACCAACCCUUGUGUUGUCAGGACGUUAUGCAGCUACACAUUGGCUUUUGUUUAUAUAAAAUAUAUCUGGAACGGUCUAAUUCCUAAGACGGACGAAUGGCUAGUGUCAGAGGGUUGAUA
Messenger RNA from Xenopus laevis (African clawed frog), 1840 nucleotides. It is a transcript of the gene nxpe3l.L, whose product is annotated as neurexophilin and PC-esterase domain family member 3 like gene1 L homeolog. Lineage: Eukaryota; Metazoa; Chordata; Amphibia; Anura; Pipidae. The record is from RefSeq and is a predicted model, not a curated record. The transcript has 6 exons. Bases 96 to 1679 code for a protein of 527 amino acids.